UGGUAUCGAAAGAUUUGAAAAGGAAGGUGAGCGGCACAAUAUGGCAAAUAAAAACGAAAACACUCCCCUUCUUACAACUCUUGACUUGGAUUCGUCAAAGUUUUAUAAAACCAAGGUGGCUUUAGAGAAUGUGACGUCGAUCAGUGGUCGCCAUUACCUGAUGAGUCCCUGUAUUCUCGUCCACUUCUUCUCAUACGUGUUCUACAAUCUGGUCACCACACAGUAUCUGUACGACUUCUUCGCAAGAAAAGUAAUAUCAAACGUAACCGCAAUGGAGAUCAACCAAGAUGGCUCGCCGUGUACCGUGAUAAUAGAGUCUGUAUUGUACCAGCAGCGGACUCAGAUACAGAAAGACACGACCAAGGCGUCUCUCACCUUCGUUAUAGCUGGGUGUGCCCCAGCUCUCUUCAUGGACGUCGUCAUCGGUGUGUUGAGUGACCGUUAUGGCAGAAAGAUAUUCAUAAUUAUCUCCCUUAUAGGAACGUUGGUCAAGACGACAAUGACGACCGUUGGAAUGCAUUACAAAGUGGACGUUCAUUAUUUCAUAGUGUUUAUCGCCGUCGAGGGAUUCGCUGGCGGAUGGUGUGCUGUCGUCUCUCUCGGAUUUGCCUAUGUUUCGGAUGUGACAUCAGUCGACAAAUCUAGAACCUCAUCCAUUGUCCUAAUUGAGAUAUCAGUUGGCCUCGGUUUGGUAUUGGCAGGCGUCACUUCCGGUUAUUUGAUCGACGGAGUAGGUUAUAUGUACGCCAUGAUGGUAUUAACUAUUCUAAAUCUGCUCAACAUAUGUAUCAUGGUACUUUGCCUGCCAGAUACAGUUAACGAGACCAACUGUAUUAAAGGCAAAACUAUCCGACUCCUUAAAAGUUCGUUCACUUUCUACACCCGGGACACGUCCGCGACAGCUAAACGCUGGAAGUAUAUUAUGUGUAUUUCUAUUUUCAUAUUAUUUAACUUUAGCGCCCUCAGUCGUCAAACAAUAGAUCAGCUGUACCAGCUUAAUGUUCCAUUCUGUUGGGACUCCAUUAAAAUAGGCUGGUACUCGAGCCUAAGCGAUGUAUCGCGCAAUGUGAUUGGUUUAGCUGUCAUCCGGGGACUCCAGAAUUACAUCUCUGACGAGUUGAUGGUUGUGGUUAGCGCAGUGUCAGGUUGUGGAGCAUAUCUAUUGGAAGCAUUUGCUGUCAAUGAUGCCAUGAUGUUCUUUGUACCUGUGGUUGGGAUAUUCUCCAUGGUGACCGGCCCAAUCCUGAGGUCCAUCAUGUCCUUGAUGACACCGCCGGAUAGACAAGGAGCACUGUUUGCUGGCCUGGCUGUUGUACAGACUUUAUGUACCGUUCUUGUCGAUGUCCUCAGUAAGGCUGUGUACCUUGCCACAGUGGAAAUAUCCCGGGGAGCGGUUUUCCUCUUGUCCGCGGGAUACUGUGUACUUGUCCUCAUCCUAUUCGUGAUAUUCGCACUAAUGUCGAGGAGGUCGGGAAAAGAAAUGACUUUGAAUAAGUGAAAUUAAACGUAAAGACAGGAUAAUGUCGUGGUAGAGGGCGGCACUGAAGCGGCAUAUAUAGACGUUGCAGUUACAAUAUUACUAUGAACUUUCUUCUGCGAAACUGCUGCUUAAUAUUGAUUUGAAAUUAAAGUACACACACACACUUUCUAAAUUACUAGAAAGCAUCCUGACUAAUUACCAGAAAUACACCCUGACUAAAUUACCAGAAAGGCACUCUGAAUAAUCAACAAAAAGCCACACUUAAACGACAAUGGCGGCAUACGGUAUUGUAUCGGUGAAGGCGAUGUAGAACAUGAUGAUGAUGAACACGUGAACGACAGUCAAUGACAUUGUCAACGAGACAACGAGGCACUGUGUUGGCGUCGGACAAGACAUUAUAUCGACAACGAGGCACUGUGAUGGUGUCGGACAAGACAUUAUAUUGACAACGAGGCACUGUGGUGGUGUCGGACAGGACAUUAUAUUGACAACGAGGCACUGUGGUGGUGUCGGGCAAGACAUUAUAUUGACAACGAGACACUGUGGUGGUGUCGGAACGGAAAUUAUAUUGACAACGAAACACUGUGAUGGUGUCGGACAGGACAUUAUAUUGACAACGAGAAACUGUGAUGGUGUCGGACAGGACAUUAUAUUGACAACGAGAGACUGUGAUGGUGUCGGACAGGACAUUAUAUUGACAACGAGGCACUGUGGUGGUGUCGGACAGGACAUUAUAUCGACAACGAGGCACUGUGGUGGUGUCGGACAGGACAUUAUAUUGACAACGAGACACUGUGGUGGUGUCGGAACGGAAAUUAUAUUGACAACGAGGCACUGUGGUGGUGUCGGGCAAGACAUUAUAUUGACAACGAGACACUGUGGUGGUGUCGGAACGGAAAUUAUAUUGACAACGAAACACUGUGAUGGUGUCGGACAGGACAUUAUAUUGACAACGAGAAACUGUGAUGGUGUCGGACAGGACAUUAUAUUGACAACGAGGCACUGUGGUGGUGUCGGACAGGACAUCAUAUUGACAACGAGGCACUGUGGUGGUGUCGGACAGGACAUUAUAUUGACAACGAGGCACUGUGAUGGUGUCGGGCAAGACAUUAUAUUGACAACGAGACACUGUGAUUGUGUCGGA
Molecule: messenger RNA, 2624 nt
Organism: Pecten maximus
Lineage: Eukaryota; Metazoa; Mollusca; Bivalvia; Pectinida; Pectinidae
Product: solute carrier family 46 member 3-like
Exons: 5
Coding region: 41-1498 (485 amino acids)
Biological process (GO): transmembrane transport
Cellular component (GO): membrane
Molecular function (GO): transmembrane transporter activity
Source: RefSeq, a predicted model, not a curated record